AUGCUAAGAGCUCUACCACUCUUUCUAGGGCUAUUUCUGCUCGUUCAUUCCGAUCCCUUCCCAGAUCCCUUUCCCGCUACAUAUACGGAUCCGGAGGAGGAGGAAGCUAAGUGCAAUUCUAAAACAAUCGGUGGCGACCGUGUGGACAUUAAGACGGCGCCUUGGAUUGCAGCGAUUUCGAUCACGGAAAAGGCCAAGUGCGCUGGGAUCAUCUACACAUGGAACUACAUUUUGACGGCUGCCAAGUGUGUGGAUGGGUUUAUGAACAAGGCGAUUAGGGUGCGCCUGGGCAGCACCGAUCGCAGCACUGGGGUCACCGAAAUCGAUGUCUGCAAUAUCCACCUGCACGAGAAGUUCUCCCCCCACACCAUGCACUAUAACCUGGCCCUGCUGAAGUUGUGCCGACCGGCCAAGGCCUCCAAUACAAUCCAGACAAUCCAGCUGAUAGACAAAUUCCCAGCGGAUGGCACGAAGGCCUUGUCAAAUGGCUGGGCUUCGUUUCGAUGGUGGGCCAUCUAUUGGACCAGGUGCCUGGACGACUUGGCACACGAGCUGCAAAGGGCCGAAGUAAAGAUUUUCAAUCACAAGAAUUGCGCGGGUAUGUGGCCAAAAACGACUUUUGCAGGAGUAAAACUCCCCAUUCCGAAUAUCACCGAGGACUUGUUCUGCACCGAUAAGGCCGGCAUUUCGGCCUGCUCCUUUGACACUGGAGCUCCAUUGACCCUCAAUGGCAAACUCGUUGGCAUCCUGACCAGGGGAGGCUGCUCCCAGCGGCCUGAAAUCUACACCAAUCUAAUUAAGGUUAAGGACUGGCUAGUCAAUAAUUCAAAAUAA
Messenger RNA from Drosophila takahashii, 834 nucleotides. Its product is annotated as trypsin beta. Gene Ontology annotation, biological process: proteolysis. NCBI's taxonomy places the organism in Eukaryota, Metazoa, Arthropoda, Insecta, Diptera, Drosophilidae. Gene Ontology annotation, molecular function: serine-type endopeptidase activity. The record is from RefSeq and is a predicted model, not a curated record.